GCCGACGGGCAGUGCAGACAUAGAAGUGAAGCACAGCAGUACGUAGGCUUUAGCUCUUGUGCCGCCUUUUCCGUGACGUCACCAAGCAUUAUCCAAUGAGACGUCUCGGCAAUAGGGCUCAGCCCCGGAAGUGAAAGUUCUGUCUCCCACAUGGACGCCGCUGGUGGAAUCCUUGCUUCUAUAGAUAAGAGCUGAUGUAAGCUUCUCCUGUAUGCGAUGUUACUGUCAGGACAAAUGUUUCCCCGUUACUUCAUUUGGCUUAAAACAAAUAAAUAAGCACGAACAUGGAUGAAUAAUGAAAAUGAAUCCUAAGCGAGGGCGGACAGGCCGACGGAGGAAGAAGAAAGUUCUGGAAGCAUCUCCAGUGAAUCAGAGCCAUGAAGGGCGGUAUGUCCAGCUGAUGAAGUGGAUGAAGGAGAGAGGGUUUCAGGACAAGCGGCUGAGGACGGCACACUUUUCCGAUUCCGGAAGAGGACUGAUGGCGGCUCUGCCCCUGCAACCAGGAGAGCUGAUCAUUUCCCUCCCAGAAUCCUGUCUGCUUACCACCAGCACAGUCCUCACCAGUUACCUGGCCAAGUAUAUACACAGGUGGCACCCCCCUGUGUCUCCUUUGCUGGCUCUGUGCACAUUCUUGGUCCUGGAGAGGUACAAUGGAGAUCAGUCAGCAUGGAAGCCAUACUUGGAUGUAUUACCCAUCGCCUAUGAUUGCCCGGUAUACUGGAAAGCGGAGACAGUGAAUUAUCUGCCAGAACCUGUUAGACAGAAAGCCGUGGAGCAGAGGAGCGCUGUCCGUGAAUUCUACUCUUCAGCAUUGCCGUUCUUCAAGUCUCUGAAUUCCUUGUUUCCUGGGAACCUGGAGAACAUACUAACCUAUGACGCUGUGCGGUGGGCCUGGUGCACGGUGAAUACCAGGACAGUGUAUAUGAAGCAUGCACAUAGGGAAUGUUUUUCUGCUGAUCCUGAUGUGUACGCUCUGGCGCCAUAUUUAGAUCUACUGAACCACAGUGCAGGGGUGCAGGUGGAAGCUGCUUUCAAUGAGAAGAAUCGGUGUUAUGAGAUCAGGACUAUGGCUCCUUGCAAGAAGUAUGAACAGGUGUUUAUAUGCUAUGGACAUCAUGAUAACCAGCGCCUCCUCUUGGAGUAUGGCUUUAUUGCAGCUAGCAAUCCUCAUCAAAGUGUGUAUGUGACAAGAGAUGUCAUCCUUCAUUAUGUGUCCAGAAAAGACAAACAGUUAAAGAAGAAAUGGUCGCUGCUUAAAGAAAAUGGCUUCUUAGAAAACCUGACAUUUGGACAAGAUGGUCCCUCCUGGAGGCUCCUUACUGCAUGCAGACUACUGUGCCUGGGAGCAGAUGAAUUCACAUACUGGAAAAAAGUUCUUCUGGGAAGUUUAGUUUCCGAGUCCAACGAACAGGCCUCCAUGGAACUUGUGAGGAAAAUCUGCCUCCAUUUACUAGAAGAGACCUCCCGCGCUCUGGACGAGACAUCUUCUCGGAAAAGCGAAAAGUCUGCAGACCCUCACCUUGCUCUAGUGGAAGCGUUAAGACAAGAGGACAUGAAGAUUCUGACCUCUUCAGCCAAAAUUGUGCAGCAUGGAGGCACAAGUACAGUGUAACUGGAAUGACGGAGUUAAGAUACAGUCAUGGCCAUAAAUGUUGGCACCCCUGAAAUUUUUCAAGAAAAUGAUGUAUUUGUCACGGAAAAGGAUUGCAGUAACACAUGUUUUGCUAUACAC
Molecule: messenger RNA, 1732 nt
Organism: Hyla sarda
Lineage: Eukaryota; Metazoa; Chordata; Amphibia; Anura; Hylidae
Gene: SETD4
Product: SET domain containing 4
Exons: 11
Coding region: 296-1612 (438 amino acids)
Biological process (GO): peptidyl-lysine dimethylation; positive regulation of transcription by RNA polymerase II; peptidyl-lysine trimethylation
Molecular function (GO): protein binding; histone H3K4 methyltransferase activity; histone H3K36 methyltransferase activity
Source: RefSeq, a predicted model, not a curated record